AUGUAUUUCAGCAAAUUCAUUCUUUUUCCGCUCCUCCUGGCCGCUGGGUCUCUCGCAGGCGAGGAUACUUGUCCUGCCGGUGCAGAUGAGGUCGUGGUUGUGAAGACAAUUACAGAAACCUAUUCUGUUCCAGUGCACCCGAGUUCUAUUGCGGUAUCAUCUGUUUCGCCUGUUUCUGCGGUGGAAUCUACUACCUCAAGAACUCCUGCUGCUGCGUCUUCUACUCAGGCGGCUUGGACGACUGUAGGGCUUCUGACUUCUACAACCUCGGUUUCUACGGUUCAGCCAAUCUCUUCUUCUUCUUCUUCUUCUUCUUCUUCUUCUUCUACUACUACUACUGCUACAUCCGCACCAACUGCCUCGACGUCCGAGACCUUCGUGGGACUGGGUACCAGAUACGGCGACGAUUGUACUGAAGAAGACUGCUGGCAAGGUGGCGCUUGCAGUUUCGUCGACUAUACACUCCCUGCUGGCAUUGAUGGCAGUACUUGUGUUUCGCAAGAUAUCUGGAACAACGGGGCUAAUUGUGGUGGUUGUAUCUCUGUUACGUACAAGGGAAAGACUAUCACUGUGAUGGUGACCAAUGAAACCGGUGGCAAUGCUACUCACCUGGAUAUGACACCUGCUACCUGGAGCAAGCUUACCAAUGGCUAUUCUGGCGGUGGCGUGGAUGGUAUCGAGUGGGAGUGGAUCACUUGCCCAAUCGCAACAACAACUCCCCUUGAAAUCAGAAUGCAUGGUGGUGCUAGCAAAUGGUGGUUCGCCGCGACUGUCGAGAAUGCUCGACUUCGUACUGCCAAGCUCGAGGUGAGCAGUGAUAGUGGCGCGACAUGGACAGCCGCUGUGCUCGAGAACUACAAUAUGUGGAUUCUUGAUGGAACUCUUCCCGACGAUACGGCCUGGGUCAGGGUAACCAGUAUCGAUGGAGAUCAGGUUGUUGUGGAGAACGUCGCUCUUCAGUCCGGCGUGGUUACUCAGGCUACUGAGAAUUACUAG
Talaromyces amestolkiae is the source of this 996-nucleotide messenger RNA. RefSeq lists its product as uncharacterized. NCBI's taxonomy places the organism in Eukaryota, Fungi, Ascomycota, Eurotiomycetes, Eurotiales, Trichocomaceae. The record is from RefSeq and is a predicted model, not a curated record. The transcript has 2 exons. The coding region runs from base 1 to 996 and encodes 331 amino acids.